Messenger RNA from Prunus armeniaca (apricot), 603 nucleotides. The record is from the annotation of a GenBank genome assembly. NCBI's taxonomy places the organism in Eukaryota, Viridiplantae, Streptophyta, Magnoliopsida, Rosales, Rosaceae.
AUGCCUGUUGUUCCCAUCCUCCCUUACCGGAGCUGCUUUAAACUGAUUCUACGUCUUGAACCAGGAACGGUAGACUCAUUUGACGAACUGAAGCAGAUUUUUCUCAAUCACUUCAUGAUCCAGACGGACCGUCUAUACUCUACAGUCGAUUUGUACACGGUUCGGCAGAGAAAAGACAAACCAUUAUGGGAAUACGUUGCGCGCUUCAGUCAUGAAUACUUGAGGUGUUCGGAAACGGAUGAUAGGGCAGCCUACGGCGCCUUCAAGAGUGGCCUCCGGUCCUCUCACUUUCAGUAUCUCGUGCACAGUAGCAACUGGCGCACAUAUGACGAACUAAUGAAGCAGGCGGCAGUCCACGCUAAGGCUGAAUAUUUCAACUCCAAGUCCGGGCCUUCGACUCGGCAGGAGGAAUCAGCACCAAAGAGCUAUCCUGGGUGGACUGACGACUCUUUAGCAGGUCACAAGCGAAAGGACGACCGUGAUAAUCGACAAGGGAGCUCAAAGAAGGGGCGUGGGAAAUACAGUCAUAACGACCACCGAGCGCCACUACCGAAUCACGACCGCGCUCAGGAAGUCUUCACUCUGUUGAAUACUACAUAUUAG